Pediculus humanus corporis (human body louse) is the source of this 405-nucleotide messenger RNA. RefSeq lists its product as uncharacterized. The record is from RefSeq and is a predicted model, not a curated record. Lineage: Eukaryota; Metazoa; Arthropoda; Insecta; Psocodea; Pediculidae. The coding region runs from base 1 to 405 and encodes 134 amino acids. The transcript has 2 exons.
AUGUCAUCGCCAUUUGAUGAGCGUGAAGAAUAUUUAAAAAAUCCAUUUUUAAAAAGAGAAUACGGUGACUUUACUACAUUUUAUGUUAUUAUAGCCAUUUGCACCAUCUUUGGGUUUUUUUUGUUGGUUUUAAAUGUGAGUUUAUGCUGUUCGAAAUACAAGAAUUAUUGGUGUGAUAGUAACACAGGUAAUCGUUGGAUUCUUCCGAUUUGGACCAAAACUCCUCAUUUACAACCUCCGUUGGAUCUUACUGAAUUAAAUGAUGAGUAUAUACCUCCACCUGUGACAGAGCCUUAUUAUAUUUAUCCAGACAAUUAUUCAGAUUUUGAAAUACAACAACCGCAAACGGAUCAGCAGUACAUUGAAAUGCAACUUGGAAAAAAAUCCAAAGAAAGUGAUCUUUGA